CUAUCUUUCUUCAAGAAUCACUCUUUAUAUUUUGAACCAAAACUGGUUUCUUCUUGAGCCUCUUCUAUUCUUUCCUGUUUGAACUUUUGUUGUGUCACUAUAUCUUUAAUUUGGAUAAUUUAGUGUGAGAAAAAUGUUGAGGUUGAUAACAGGAAGACCAGGUCCAAGUGGAUUUGGAUCAGCUUCUACUGCUGAGCAGGUCACUCAUGGCAUUGAUGGCGCCAAUCUCACAGCCAUUGUUACAGGAGGUGCAAGUGGAGUUGGUUUGGAAACUGCCAGAGUUUUAGCAAUGAGGAAUGUUCAUGUCAUUAUUGCAGCAAGAAAUAUGGAGGCUGCAAAUGAAGCAAAACAGCUUAUUCUCAAGGACAAUAAAACUGCUCGUGUCGAUAUUGAGAAACUUGACCUGAGCUCAAUUAGAUCUGUCAAGGCAUUUGUUGAUAACUUCAAAGCACUUAACCUUCCUCUCAACAUCUUAAUAAAUAAUGCAGGUGUCAUGUUCUGUCCAUUUCAGCUUUCAGAAGAUGGUAUAGAGAUGCAAUUCGCGACAAAUCAUCUAGGUCACUUCUACUUGACUAAUCUACUUCUAGACAAAAUGAAGGAAACAGCAAAAGCUACUGGUGUUCAGGGUAUGAUUGUGAACUUGUCAUCGCUAGCUCACCUUUUCACUUAUAAAGAAGGAAUACAAUUUGACAAAAUCAAUGACAAGAGCAGCUAUCAUGACAAAAAAGCAUAUAGUCAAUCCAAAUUAGCCAAUAUUUUACAUGCCAAUGAGCUUUCUCGCCGCUUACAGGAAGAGGGAGCAAAUAUAACUGUCAACUCAGUGCAUCCAGGUUUAAUAAUGACAAAUCUCAUGAGACAUUCUGUCUUUAUGAUGAAUAUCAUAAGGGCUUUCUCUAGUUUCCUAUGGAAGAGUGUCCCUCAGGGGGCAGCUACAACUUGCUAUGUUGCUCUGCAUCCAGGCCUGAAGGGGGUCACUGGAAAGUUCUUCAACGAUUGCAACGAGUACGAGCCAAGCAAGCUAGCACUAGACGAAGCUUUAGCACGUAAGCUUUGGGAUUUCAGCAACCACUUGAUCAAUGCAGCUCUAAAGACUUGAGCAGCUCUAAAGACUUGAUUAGUUAAGUGCAGUUCCUCAGAAACUAAGCCUGGAAAGAAGAUGUUAUUUCAUUCAUAUUUAUUGAAACUGUUAUAGAAAUGUGUUUGAGUUGAGCU
This is a messenger RNA of Lycium barbarum (goji berry), 1212 nucleotides long. RefSeq names its product short-chain dehydrogenase TIC 32 B, chloroplastic-like. The coding region runs from base 134 to 1096 and encodes 320 amino acids. The transcript has 8 exons. The record is from RefSeq and is a predicted model, not a curated record. Lineage: Eukaryota; Viridiplantae; Streptophyta; Magnoliopsida; Solanales; Solanaceae.